AGAACGAAUGCGCUGGCAAAAGCAAUUACGGAUCCUGUGAUAAAAGCAGAUAGACAAAUAUAAAAAAGAAAGGAGCCACAUUGUGGAAAACCAGCUUUCAAGUAUCUUUCAAGAAAUUUUACCGGUUACCAACUCGGAUGAUAAGGAACAUGAGCCAUGUGAACGUCGAUCGGUUAAAAUAGUACCGAGUGAUGACAUGACAGAUAAUGAAGACGAGAUUCCGGUACGAAGCAGACGUAAUAAGUGGCGCAGAAUUCAAAUAAGUCCGUAUCUCUCCGAUAAUGACGAUAAUGACGAUAAUGACGACGAGUAACAAGAAAGAAGAUACGAACACAACAGUCACUCAAAAUACCUUGUCGUCGAAGAAUAAAACCACGGAGAACGAGGUACAGGAGGGGUUUCAAAAUACCAAUUUCCUAUUAAUUGACCAUCCAUAUUCGUCGCAGCCGUUUUGGAUCGAACAAUCUGCGAUAAAUGAUGACGAAAGUCCCAGUGUCUUUGCAGGCAAUAGCGCGAAUGAAGAACGGAGAACGAAUCAUGAGGAUAAAUCCUCAGAUGUCGAACCUGACAUAAAUGUUAUAGAGCUAUUUGAUGCCGAGUCGACGCUUGUAGAAGGGUCGCCAAAGAUUCCGGAGGAUGACAUUACGACAUACGAAAAUGAAACAGAUAUGCCUGAUACCGACGAUGAAAACGUAUCAAAUAAAGUGAAUCCUGCAAGUAUAAAUAAUACGUUAGAAAACAGUCACCUGAAGAUCCAUGGUGAUGAUGAAAUGAUUACUUCAAGAAACAAGCCGACGAUCGUUGAAACGAAAAUAUUACCGAAAGGCAGCUAUGUACUCGUGAAAGAGGAAAAAGAACAAAUUAAAUAUAAAAGAGAAGCUAGUAAUCGAAAGGUUGAGGAUGAUUACACUCCGGUAAAAAAAUCAGAUCGACGAAGAAUGAAGUUAGAGUUUAAAUAUGACUCCUCAUCGCCCAGCCCUGUGACGAAUCAAAACCUUUCUCCAGUAACACCUACUGCGAAUAAUAAUGAGCAGAACCCGACAAUGUAUUGUGAAGAAAAAACGGAACGUAUUGCCCCAAAGAAGAUGACUGCGGAUGAAAUUCUCAAGAAAGUUGACUAUUAUGUUAGCGAUCUGAGAUGUUUGAAACGACCGGCGAAAACACCAAGAAGUGUUACCGAAAAAUCGGUUGUUACUUCAACAAUAACAAAGACACGCUCGACAAAUGAUAUCGCAUCGAAGAUUUACGAUUUUCGCAAUGAUAUCGAUCCUUGCGAAGGCUCAUCGAAAAGUCUAGAAUUUGAUUCUCGAUGUAGCUCCAAAAAAAAACGUCAGAAAACACAUGAACUUAUUGCCACUAAGAAUGAAAAAGCAAUAAAAAAUAAAACUGGUAAAACUGGAUCUACACGUACAUCGUUCGAGACUGGUGAGGAGGAUGAUGAAAAUCUUUCUGCAAACGAGGAUAAAGAAAAAAAUCAGGAGUACUCAGCCGAUCGUAAAAGGGAGGGAAAAAUGAGGCGCACUGCUCAAAAGAUUGUUGAAACAACGGAAAAGUUUACGCGCGAUAUUGCAAGGCUCCAGAAACAACUGGAAGAAGAACAAUCCCGAGGAAAUUCGCUGCAGGCUUCUAUGGAACCAUCACGGGAUGGAAAUGUUGAACUCAUUCCUGGCAUCGUUAUACCUCAAUUGGUAAUUAUAAAGGCUUGUGGAGCACUCAAUAUGCGCCGAAGGUUGAACAUUCUCAUUGACGGCUAUUGGAGCAAGGAGGAGCAGAAAAACCUUGUACUAAUGGACAAUAAGAAAAAUGCGGGCACAGGACGAAAACAAAUCCCGCAAAAAACGGUCAAUGGUCUUAUAGAUUUAUGUUUUGCUCUGCAAAAAAAGAAGCGGAUUCCAACCGACGGCUUCACGACGCACGCCGAAGGGAGGAAAAUAAUGGCAGUAAAAUUAAAAUCGAACCGGUACAACAGUAAAAGGAUACUCGCAACAGCAGAAGUACUCAGACUAGCCAGAGAACGCCAAAGGACCGAGUCACAGGAUUCUCAGUCCGAAGAUGAUCCGCUACAUGAAUAAUCUUAGUUUAUUGUUGACCGAACAUAUUGUGAUUGUAAACCGCGAUUGCAUUUUGUUGUAAUGUGAUAAAAAAAAAAUACACAUGUGCCCUCCAA
Molecule: messenger RNA, 2167 nt
Organism: Venturia canescens
Lineage: Eukaryota; Metazoa; Arthropoda; Insecta; Hymenoptera; Ichneumonidae
Exons: 13
Coding region: 282-2072 (596 amino acids)
Source: RefSeq, a predicted model, not a curated record